GGCGGGUCUCAGAGCGGGGCCCGGGCGCGGCGACCCGGGGGAGCCGGUCUAGACCCGCCUUAGAGACGCGGGGGGCGGGGAGGCCACGCCGGCCAGGCCCGGGGUGAGGCGGCCCGGGGACAGUGGCGCUGGUCCACGGAGGAGGCGGCACCAGAGCCGCGCCCUGAGAUGAGCGGGAAGGAAGUGGGACGGGACCCCGCUGACGGGGGCCGCAGGCUCGCGGUGAGAACCCCCCGCCGGCCGGAAGUGGUGUGGCCAGAAGCUGUCGGUCGCGCCGGGGUCGGAGCACAAAGGCGCAGAGGCCGGAGAGCCUGCUGGUGUUGCAUGAGUCGUGGCCACCCGGGCGUUGGACGCCAUCUGACGGCUUUGGGGGGCCAUGGAUUUUGUGAUUUAGAAACAUGGCUCCGCCUACGGGUUGAGAAAUGACCCACCGUCUUCCGGCCUCCGACGGGCUCUGGACUCCUACUAACGAGGCGGUAGCCCCUUCCUCAUGGGGGGAAGCAGACUGUAGGCAGGACCAAAACCCCACGGUCCGUAAAGUAGUCUAAGACUUGAUGCUACGCGUUGAAAAGAAGAAAACGCGGUCCGAACCACAAGCUCAUGGUAAACUUAAAAAAACAAAAGCAAAAGCCGGAAUUCUGAGCUGGACCACUUGGGAAAGAUUAGAGGAUGGUUGAGGCUGCUGUGAUUGUGGUGAAGCAAGACCCCGCAUGCAGGGAGAUCCAGGGUGAGGAGCUGAAGAAGUUCUGUUCCCGGGUCAGUAAGCUGCUGCAGAAGGAGGACUUGGGGUCUGAUGCCGUCGACGCCCUACGGAGGCUUUUCCUCAUUGUCUCGGCCACAAAAUAUAACAGGAAGCUGGAGAAGACGUGUGUGGACCUGCUGCAGACCACCCUCUGCCUACCCACCUGCCCUGAGCAGCUCCAGCUUCUCUGUGCCGCCAUCCUGAGAGAGAUGUCCCCCUGUGACAGCCUGAGCCUGUCCUGUGACCACAUCCAGAACACACGGCAGCUGAGCCUGGUGGCCUCUGUGCUCCUGGCCCAGGGUGACAAAAAGCAGGAGGUCACAAAUAUGGGCCUGCGUGUCUUCAAAGUCCUCGAGAGCCGGCAGCCCGAGGGGCCGAGUCUGAGGCCCCUCCUCCCGGUCCUGUCCAAGGUCGCCAGCCUCGCCCCAGGCACCCUCCACAAAGACCAGACCAACCUGCUCAACAAGAGGCUGGUGGACUGGCUCCGCUACGCCAGCGUCCAGCAGGGCCUUGCACAUUCUUCCGGAGGCUUCUUCUCCACGCCGAGGGCCCGGCAGCCAGGUCCUGUGAUGGAGGUGGAUGGGGCUGUGGCCACAGACUUCUUCACGGUGCUGUGCAUGGGCCAGCACUUCACGGAGGACCAGUGGCUGAACGUGCAGGCCUUCUCCAUGCUUCGGGCGUGGCUGCUGCACAGCAGCCCCGAGGGCGCAGGCACCCCAGACACAGAUGACAGAUCCGAGCUGGAGGGCUCCACCCUGUCUGUGCUCUCAGCCGCCCCCUCCACCAGCCGCCUGCUGCCCCCUCAGGAGCGACUGAGGGAGAAGGCCUUCGAGUACUGCCAGCGCCUCAUCGAGCAGAGUAACCGGCGAGCCCUGAGGAAGGGGGACGCAGACCUGCAGAAAGCUUGCCUGGUGGAGGCCGUGCUGGUGCUGGACGUGCUCUGCAGGCAGGACCCCGCCUUCCUGUACCGCACCCUCUCCUGCCUGAAGGCCCUGCGAGCGCGGCUGUGCGGGGACGCAGCCAGCGUGCGGGCGCUGCUGCCCCUCGCCCACUUCUUCCUGAGCCACGGAGAAGCAGUCGCAGUGGACUCAGAAGCCGUGUGCCAGCACCUGUUCACCAGGACCCCUUCCGAACUCUUCCACAGCCCGACGCUGGCCUUCGAGUUCGUCCAGUUCUGCAGGGACAACCUCCCCCUGUUUGGCAGAAACCUUGGUGUUCUCAGGUUGAGCUUCCCCAGCCUCUUUAAGUUCCUGGCCUGGAACAGCCCGCCCCUGACCGCCGAGUUUGUGGCGCUCCUCCCGUCACUGGUGGAUGCCGGCACGGCUGUGGAAAUGCUGCACGCGCUGCUGGACCUGCCGUGUCUGACCGCGGCCUUGGACCUGCAGCUCAGGUCAUCUCCAGCUGCAUCCGAGAGGCCGCUCUGGGACGCCUCCCUCAGGACCCCCAGCUGCCUGGAGGCCUUCCGGGACCCUCAAUUCCAGGGUCUCUUCCAGCACCUGCUGCGUGCCAAAGCCAGCGGAACCGCAGAGAGGUUGGCGCCACUCCACCAGCUGCUGCAGCCCAUGGCCAGCUGCGCCCGGGUGGUCCAGUGCGCUGAGGCUGUGCCCACCUUGCUCCAGGCGUUCUUCUCAGCAGUGACCCAGCUCACUGACAAGGCCCUGACCAACCAGCUGGCACUGCUGCUCUUGGAGAGAACUGACUCGCUUUACCAGGUCCCGGGGUACGAAGCCAGCGUGCACAGGGUGCUGAGCUCCCAGUUCCUGAGCCUGUGCAUGCGGCACCCCGCCCUGGUGGUCGAGCAGGCGAAAGAGCUCCUGGAAUUCGUGGGCAGCAGCAGCGGCUUGCGCAGCGGUGCGAGCAUGCUCACCUCUGUGGUGUGGGCCAUCGGCGAGUACCUGUCGGUGUGCUGGGACCGGCGGUGCACCGUGGAGCAGAUCAACAAGUUCUUCGAAGCCCUGGAGGCCCUGCUGUUCGAGGCCACCCAGUCCCGCCCCUCUGCCGUCUUUCCCAAGUGCCCCCCACAGGUCAUCACUGCACUUAUGACCACACUGACCAAGCUGGCCUCCCGGAGCCAAGACCUGAUCCCCAGGGUCUCCCUGUUCCUGUCAAAGAUGAGGACCCUGGCCCUGAGCCCAGCCACGAGCUCUGUGCAAUGUGAGGAGGACAUGGGAGCCGUGCGCACGCGGGCCACCGAGCUGCUGAACCUGCUGAAGAUGCCCAGCGUGGCGCAGUUUGUGCUCACGCCCAGCGUGGACGUGUCCGAGCCGCGCUAUCACCGUGACGCCAACACGGCCCUGCCCCUGGCCCUGCGCACAGUCAGUCGGCUGGUGGAGAAGGAGAUGGGCCUCCUGCCAGGCUGAAGGGGCAGUGACCAGGUGGACGCCAGCCAGGGCCGCAGUUAAGAGCCUGGUAUUAGGGCCAAGCUGUGGCUUCAGUGAUCAGAAAGGAAAUCAGGAAGCCUGAGUCCCGGGGACAGAGGCCCGGUGGGUCUCGGUCCCUCGGUCAGGGCUGUCGCAGUCCCACCCUGUGGACAUUUGUGUCUCUAAGCCCCCCCUCCCUUGUGACCAUCCUGAGCUAUGCGGUGAAACAGCUCUGAUUUGUGGCUCUAGGCCCCUUGGGGGCUGGAUGGAAGCUGCUUGCUCUGUGUCCUGCUGUUCCUUUUUGGGGGGCAGUUUGGGGGCAAGCAGUGUCAGCAAAAAUAAACUUCCUUUGAAAGUU
Messenger RNA from Hipposideros armiger (great roundleaf bat), 3460 nucleotides. It is a transcript of the gene AP5Z1, whose product is annotated as adaptor related protein complex 5 subunit zeta 1. Gene Ontology annotation, cellular component: AP-5 adaptor complex. The record is from RefSeq and is a predicted model, not a curated record. The coding region runs from base 670 to 3102 and encodes 810 amino acids. The transcript has 17 exons. Lineage: Eukaryota; Metazoa; Chordata; Mammalia; Chiroptera; Hipposideridae.